Molecule: messenger RNA, 2982 nt
Organism: Lingula anatina
Lineage: Eukaryota; Metazoa; Brachiopoda; Lingulata; Lingulida; Lingulidae
Product: SMAD family member 3
Biological process (GO): SMAD protein signal transduction; anatomical structure morphogenesis; positive regulation of transcription by RNA polymerase II
Cellular component (GO): heteromeric SMAD protein complex
Molecular function (GO): DNA-binding transcription factor activity, RNA polymerase II-specific; RNA polymerase II cis-regulatory region sequence-specific DNA binding; I-SMAD binding
Source: RefSeq, a predicted model, not a curated record
AUGCGGUCUUGUCGUCCAUGUUUUGCAAGUGAAUGUCGGAACUCGGAUUAAAUAAUACGAUCAAACGACAGUCGAUCGCAAACCUGCCGAUGGUUGACAGUUUUUGAGAAGACUUAGAGUCCAUGCCGUUGGGUUCUUGAAGACAAUAUGAGCUCCCUCCUCCCAUUCCCACCAGCAAUUGUCAAGCGCCUACUGGGUUGGAAGAAGGGGGAUAGCGCCGACCGCGAAGAUAAGUGGUCGGAAAAAGCAGUCAAAAGUUUAGUCAAGAAACUCAAAAAGACCGGAGGACUGGAUGAGCUCCAAAAGGCAAUCACAACACAGGAUCAGAAUACAAAGUGCAUCACGAUCCCCAGUGAAUCUUGUAGGUCCCUAGACGGACGUUUACAAGUAUCGCAUCGUAAGGGUUUGCCACACGUCAUCUAUGCACGACUCUGGAGGUGGCCAGACCUGCAGAACCACCACGAGCUACGAGCUAUUGACACAUGCGAGUAUGCUUUCCACUUGAAGCGGGACGAAGUUUGCGUGAAUCCUUACCAUUACUCGAGGGUUGAAACACCAGUGCUUCCGCCAGUGCUUGUGCCACGUCAAACAGGAGAAAUCCCAGCAGAUUUUCAACCUCCAAUUGACGACUACUCAAAUACAGUGCCUGAAAACAUUGAUUUUCCUGCAGGCGUCAGCGAAUCUUCUUUUCAAUUACCAGAGACCCCUCCCCCAGGCUACAUGAGUGAAGAAGGGGACAAUAAUGAAAACAGCCAAGGAAUGGAUGGAGUGGAUCAGAUCCCAGCCAGCCCUUCUAUGGAUUUGGAACCAGUGACAUAUACUGAACCCACCCACUGGUGUUCCAUAUCCUAUUAUGAGAUGAACACACGUGUUGGGGAGACAUUUCAUGCCUCUCAGCCCUCACUGACUGUGGAUGGUUUCACUGAUCCUUCCAACUCCGAACGGUUCUGCCUUGGUCUGUUGUCGAAUGUGAACAGAACACAGCAAGUGGAGAUGACAAGACGGCAUAUAGGCAAAGGAGUUCGAUUGUACUACAUAGGAGGGGAGGUGUUUGCAGAAUGUCUCAGUGAGAGUGCAGUAUUUGUGCAAAGUCCUAAUUGUAACCAGAGAUAUGGAUGGCAUCCUGCCACUGUCUGCAAGAUACCACCAGGUUGCAAUUUGAAGAUCUUCAACAACCAAGAGUUUGCUGCCCUGCUGGCUCAGUCAGUUAACCAGGGGUUUGAAUCUGUUUACCAACUCACACGCAUGUGUACCAUAAGGAUGAGCUUUGUGAAAGGCUGGGGAGCCGAGUAUAGGCGUCAGACAGUGACAAGCACCCCGUGCUGGAUAGAGAUUCACCUAAAUGGUCCUCUUCAGUGGCUGGACAAAGUUCUCACUCAGAUGGGCUCUCCUCGCCUACCCUGCUCAAGUAUGUCAUAGAAUGGUGCAAAACAGUAGGCUGGAAAAGACUGGAAACAGCACGGCAAGGUUCAUAGACCAAAGGUCAAAGACCUAGUAAAUAGGAGACUGCACAAAUGCUCUGAACUUAGGAAUGAAGGAAGAGUGUGAACAAUUUUUUUUUGUCAAAGACACCUCGACUCUGAAGUACCAAAGCAUGUAUGCAUUCAAAUGGUGACCUUGCACUGAUUCCACCACGACCUUAUAUAGAUGCACUGUGACCUCAUACAUAAUCAUUGUGACCUCAUGUCAAUUUACUGUGACCUCAUACAGAACCAAUUUUAUCUGGAGAUCCUGUGACCUCUUGCAGUUUUCACUGUGACCUUGAGCAAAAAUUUACUGUGACCUUGUACAGCUUUAUAUAUGCACGGCAGUACUCGACUGUAAUCCAGUACAGUAGAAAAGAGCAUUAUCGUGUAGCUGCAGAGCACGUUAUCCAUGUUGCAGUAUAAUAGAAUAUGGAAAAUUAGCCAGCAUUUGACUGGAACAUAUUUUGCUACUCUACGCUGUUCUUAUUAUCAGAUGGAAAAAAUGUACCAUGUAGAGCUGUCAGACCUUCAUCCAUACAAUAUAAAAAAACUCUGAAUGGCUAUAUAUACUAUAUAUAUGUAUAUAAAAAAGUCUUUUAGGAAAAAAGAAGACUAACAGCAUGGUACAUGAAGAUUCUUGUGUCUCUUGUGUGCUUCACAAAUCAGAAUACAAGGGAGCAACUUGAGUCAAAGCAGUAGUGAAUGAUCCAGGUUUCAGAAUAUCAGUGCUUGGCGAAACUAGAUAGGUCUUGAGUGGAAACUGUUUAAAGAUGGAUAUACAUCAAUUAAUGGGUCUCAGAAUGAGAGAACAAGUAGUGAAGUAGUAGUAGGUAGCAUAAUAAUGUAAAAGCUACAACAGGAGGACACAGUGCAAAACAAAAGUUUUGUACCAUCACCACCACCAUGUGUGAGGCAAAGGUCAUGAAUGUUAUUCUUCAAGAAAUUCCUCAAGAAAUGGCCAUAUCACAUCCCUGCAUAUGAUGAUUUUGGGAAUUCCCCAGAUUCCAGAGGAUUCAGUUUUACCCCAGUGAUAUCACCGACUUGAAGGAAUAAGACACCAUGCCAAGGCUGGAGUUGUUUACAGUGAAUAUUGUGCAUUAUGAACCACAUUCUUAGAAGUGUAGGACAGCACGGACUGCAGGGUACUAAUGUGCUAGUAGUGAGGAGCUGCAGUGCCCCCAGUAUUGUCUCCUGGCCCAGGCCUAGCGUGGAGAGGGAGCCGUUACUAUAAAAUAAUUGUGAUAUAGCGAGAGAGACUGAGAGAAUGCGAAUGUAAAGAAAACAAGUAGAAAGAGAAGACCUGUAGUUUGUAAUCAAAACUUUUUUAUCGAAAUGUUUUUAAAUGAUGAUCAGGAUUUUUUAAUUAUUUACGUAUAUUUUUUUGUCAUCAGACAACCGGUGAGGAACUACAGUACUAGUGUUACUGGAAGGUUAACUGUAACGUACCACUGCCAUACACAGGAACUGUAAUAAUAGCUCUUACAUGAAAAUGUAUAAAAUAAAGUAAAUUGAGAUA